AUGUUGUUGAAGGGGAGAAAAGUUCAUUUGUUGGUCAUUUUGUUCAUUGUCGAUGAAAUUUUAGGUUUUUCAUACAAUCGACCCAGUCUUUCAUCUGAUUCUCAAUGGAAUCCAAAUGGAACAACAAUUGUGAAUGAAACGAUGAUUGGAACAAAUGUGUUUGAUUUGUUUAUUGAUGAAAACAAUACAAUUUACAUUUCGAAUGAUCGAAAUGGGCAAAUUUUGAUUUUUGCACAAGGAAAUGUGAGUUUGAUUGGAAAUAUUUCAAUGAAUUUGCAGAAUUCGUCAAGUUUAUUUGUGACAAAAGAAGAGAAGAUUUAUGUUGAUACAUUUUAUUCAUCGAAUGCGAGUGUUGUAAGUGAAAUCGAAGCGAAUUCAUCAUCAUCGAUAGUGAAUUCGAUUUUACGAAUGAACAUUUGUUACCAAUGUUUUGAUAUUUUUGUGAGUGAAAAUCAAACUCUCCUUUGUUCGUUAUCUCAACAACAUCAGAUCAUUUCCACAUCAUUACUCAAUCAAUGGGACUACCUGUCAACUGUUGCAGGAACAGGAAGUGAAGGAUCAACAUUAACAACGCUUCGAUAUCCUCAUGGAAUAUUUCUCGAUGAAAAUAAUUCAAGUUUAUUUGUUGCUGAUUGUGGCAACGAUCGAAUACAAAAAUUCUACUUCGGUUCAUUUCAGGGCGAAACAAUUCUUUCGAAUCAAGCAUUUCAACUAAAUUGUCCCAGUGGAAUUACAUUGGAUAAUCAAGGUUUUAUAUUUGUUGUUGAUUCCAACAAUCAUCGAAUUGUUGGACAAAAUUCUAAUGGUUUUCGUUGUUUGAUCGGAUGUAAUCAAUCAGCAGGAUCAAAUCCAAAUCAAUUGGGUUUUCCAACUAGUCUUCACUUUGAUUCAUUUGGAAAUCUUUUUGUUGUUGAUCAACAAAAUCAUCGAAUUCAAAAAUUUGAUUUAAUCAUCUAUCCAAGACAAUGGAAAUUAACGGGAAAUAUGAAUGUUGCACGAUUUUCACAUACAACAUCGAUUUUGUCAAAUGGAAAAGUCUUGGUUACCGGCGGAAACAGUAGUACUGUUUCUCUGAAUAGUGCUGAAUUGUAUGAAGUAUCAACAGGCAAUUGGACAAUGACUGGGAAUAUGAGUGUUGCACGAUACCGACAUACAGCAUCAAUUUUAUCAGAUGGAAAAGUCUUAGUCACUGGUGGGGAGAAUGGUGGUAUCUAUCUGAACAGUGCUGAAUUGUAUGACCCAUCAACAAGUAAUUGGACAAGAACUGGAAGUAUGAGUAUUGCACGAGACUUGCAUAGAGCAUCGCUUUUAUCAGAUGGAAAAAUCUUAGUCACUGGCGGAGAGACCAAUGGUGUUGCUUAUAUAAACAGUGCUGAAUUAUAUGAUCCAAUAGCUGGCAAUUGGACAAAAACCGGAGAUAUGAAUGUUGCACGAGAAUUACAUACAGUAUCGGUUUUGUCAAAUGGAAAAGUCUUAGUCACUGGUGGAUACAAUGGCGGCACUCUAAAUAGUGCUGAAUUGUAUGAUCCAUUAACAGGCAAUUGGACAAUGAUUGGAUAUAUGAAUGUUACACGUUAUCGACAUACAGCAUCGAUGUUAUCAGAUGGAAAAGUCUUAAUUACUGGCGGAUACAAUGGCGGCACUCUAAAUAGUGCUGAAUUGUAUGAUCCAUUAACAGGCAAUUGGACAAUGACUGGAUAUAUGAGUGUUCCACGAUGUCAACACACAGCAUCGACAUUAUCAGAUGGAAAAGUCUUAGUUACUGGUGGAUGGAGCGUUGCUGCUUAUGUAAAUAGUGCUGAGUUGUAUGAUCCACUAACAGGCAAUUGGACAACAGCUGGGAAUAUGAGCGUUGCGCGAGGAUAUCAUGCAGCAUCAGUUUUAUCCAAUAAGACAAUAUUAGUGACAGGUGGAUGCUGUUCUCUCAACAGUGCUGAGCUGUAUUGA
Messenger RNA from Adineta ricciae, 1947 nucleotides. The record is from the annotation of a GenBank genome assembly. NCBI's taxonomy places the organism in Eukaryota, Metazoa, Rotifera, Eurotatoria, Adinetida, Adinetidae.